Molecule: messenger RNA, 1896 nt
Organism: Hyla sarda
Lineage: Eukaryota; Metazoa; Chordata; Amphibia; Anura; Hylidae
Exons: 2
Coding region: 307-1668 (453 amino acids)
Source: RefSeq, a predicted model, not a curated record
CGUCCCUGGAUGAUCUUUUCACCCACCUCCGGGCUGCUGCAGCGUCUCAUGGGAAUGCUUGGGUGCAGGAACAGUUGCGGGGGGUCCUGGGGAUCGGGAGUGGGGUGCAGGCUGGCCCCCUCCCUGGCUUGCGGCGCGGGUCCCGUAGAUCCAGGGCUCCAGAGCGUCUGAGUCCUGAGCCCACUCCCCGUAGCAGGCGGCGGUGCCUGAGCCCUGUGCGGUCUUCCCGGGAGAUGGCAGGUACAGUGUGUGGGGGCACUUCCAGUGCGGCUUCCCGGGGGACAGUGUCAGGGCGUAGGGCAGAGGAUGCAGGAGGGGGGGGCAGCUGCUGGUCCCUCCGCUCCUUCCCCACUGUGCGGCCCGGGUGGUGGUGCGGCCGUCCCUGAGGUGGGGGUGUCAGGCCGGAGAUCGUUGAGGAAGGGCACCAGGAGUGAACGGGGGACGGCCGGAGCUGCCGGUCCCCCUGUGAUGGCGGCUGCGGUCUCUUCAUCUGCCCGACGUGAGGCCCGGCAGAGUGGAGGAGGGGAGGCAGGGCCGGCCCUGUCCAGUGCAGGGUCGGGCUCUAGGCAGCGUUCUGGGGCCAGGUCUGCAGAGGAGAGGAGGCCCGGAGGCAGCAGGGACACGGCUGGCUCACCUUCUCUGAGUGCAGCCCAGCAGCGUACAGCACAGCAGCAGAGCUCCGGGAGUGCAGGGGAGGCCAGAGCUCGGAGAUCUUCUGUCAGCGUCUCUCUGCCUGUGAGGGAAGAUGGGCUGGCUGGAGGUCGGCAGGAUCCAGAGUGCUACAGUGAGAGGGCGCCACCUGGUGGUAGGAGUCGGCAUGGCAGGUCUGGAACUGCAGUUGGGGAAUAUUCUCCUUCUGAUUCUUCCCUUUCUGAUUGUGCUGCAGAUGCUGAAGAGGAGCUGGCGAAUCCGGAAAGGAGGGCGGCCGGUGAGGCGGUCAUUCGUCGGCGGGAGCCUGGAGUGGAUUUGGCGGGACCUUCAACAGCGCUGGAUGACAGGAGUGCGGCCGGCGGUUCCAGGGAGCGGACGCCCAGGCCUGCGGCUGCUGGGGCAUCGGCUUCGGGUCAGCCUGGUCGUGAUCCGUGCUUGGUGUGGAUUUUUGGUCACUCCUAUGUUCGGAGGGGGGCGAUCCGGGCUGCGGUGAGACGGGACGGGAGGCAGCUGGGUUUUUCGAGGGACCUGGCGGUGUUGCGGUGGAUUGGAAUUGGUGGCAUGCUGUGGUGCGGGGUGCUCCCUGAGGUACAGUUCAACGCUUCUUUGGACCGCCACCCGGACAUCUUGGUGGUGCAUGCUGGGGGCAAUGAUUUGGGCCUUCGAUCGUCACGGGAGUUAAUUAGAGACAUUAAGCUUGACAUUCUGAGGCUAAAAUCUACCUUUCCAGGUUUGUUGUUCGUUUGGUCUGACAUGGUGGCUCGGCGGGUGUGGCGGCACGCCAGGUCGGUGGAUCGCUUGAAUAAGGCUCGGGUCAAGCUCAACAAAGAGGUGGGUCGUUUUGUUCGUAGGAAUGGGGGGAUAGUGGUGAGGCACACUGAUCUGGAGGGGGAGCCUUGGGAAUUCUUGGAUCCUGAUGGUAUUCAUUUAAAUGACAUUGGAAUGGAUUUGUGGGCGUUGGCCUUGCAAGGGGGUAUUGAGCUGGCGUUGCGUGUGUGGCGGGAUGAAGGUCAGUGAGGUGUCACUGUCUUUCAUCUGUGGCAUGUGAAAGGGUCCCGGGGGAGUUAGUAGUUUGAAAGAUAAAUGUUUGAGAUGGUUCAAUUGGGCCUCCUGGUGGUGGUUCUGGGCCUCAGGAGUUCGAGGGAUUGUGCGGAAGGUUACCGGGGUGCCUCUGGUCCAGGGGCUCGCGGCCAGGGGUAAGAAGCGUGUUGCACAAAUCCGGUUGGGGGAGGGGAGUGCCCUCCA